AUGGGGGGAGGGGGGUUCCAGUCAGUUUGGGGGGGUUCCCCAGUGAAUAGACGCGGGUACCUGCACACCUGCGGGUACCUGCACACCUGCGGGUACCUGCACACCUGGUACAGGUUAGGCCUCAGAUGGGGCCGGGACCCAUUUAGGGACCGACGCCCCCCCCCACCCAAAAGUGACCGCGGGCAGCGCACUCGGCGCAUGCGCGCGGAGCCGCUCCGCGCCGCCGCUGACGUCAUCACAGCGCGCCGCGCCAUGAGCGCGGCCGAGCGCGGCCCCGGCGGCCCCGGGGGUCCCGACCCCGGCGGGGGCCGCAAAGCUCGGGGGCGGCCGCGCCUCACCGAGACGGACCGGGCUCGGCGGCGCCUGGAGUCGCGCAAGAAAUACGACGUGAGGCGCGUGUACCUGGGAGAGGCGCACGGGCCCUGGGUGGAGCUGCGGCGCCGCAGCGGAUGGAGCGACGCCAAACUGGCGGCCUACCUGCUGGGGCUGGAGCGCGGCCAGCGAGCGGGGCGGCGCGGCAAACCCUGGGAGCAGCUCCCGAAAAAACCCAAACGCAAGAAAAGGCGCCGCCGGAACGUGAACUGCCUGCGGCACGCCGUGAUCUGGUACGAGGACCACCGGCAGCGCUGCCCGUACGAGCCGCGCCUGGCCGAGCUCGACCCGUCCGUGGGGCUCUACACCACGGCCGUGUGGCAAUGCGAGCGUGGCCACCGCUACUUCCAGGACCUGCACUCGCCCCUGCGGCCCCUCAGCGACUCCGAGGGCGAU
This is a messenger RNA of Sturnus vulgaris (Common starling), 768 nucleotides long. NCBI's taxonomy places the organism in Eukaryota, Metazoa, Chordata, Aves, Passeriformes, Sturnidae. The record is from RefSeq and is a predicted model, not a curated record.